Messenger RNA from Haemorhous mexicanus (house finch), 2828 nucleotides. RefSeq names its product mas-related G-protein coupled receptor member H-like. The transcript has a single exon. Bases 873 to 2036 code for a protein of 387 amino acids. The record is from RefSeq and is a predicted model, not a curated record. Gene Ontology annotation, cellular component: membrane. Gene Ontology annotation, biological process: G protein-coupled receptor signaling pathway. Gene Ontology annotation, molecular function: G protein-coupled receptor activity. Lineage: Eukaryota; Metazoa; Chordata; Aves; Passeriformes; Fringillidae.
CCUGGCUGCAAGCAACUGAGUGCUGUCCUUCCCUUGGGCUCUGUAAGCCUGCAGUAGAAUGACAAAAAUGGGAAUUCUUGUCUCAGCUGUAGCGUUUUAGGCCCAGAUUUUGGCAAAGAUGUCAGAACUUUUCCCAGAAUGGGAACUGUUUCUGAGAAGCAGACAGAUGCUUCAACAGCACUGCCAGUACUGCCAGCAAUGACAGCAUUCCAGUGCAACCAGUUCCACCUGUAUCCCUCUCCAGCUGGAGGGACAUUGACCCAUCAGUGAAGAGAAAUAAGGAGUUGUAGAAACCUGCUGAGAGAGGGAAACAGUUUGAGAAUGGGACACUCUGCAGGGAAGGAGUGUUUCUAAUGAGGAGGAAAUGAGGAGCCAUUUGCAAAAUAUUUCAUUGGGAGCUUUUCACAAAAGCCAAAUCCUUUGUGUCAAAAAAAAAAAAAAAAUUCAAGAUAAAUAACUCUAAGGGAGUGGAGCUCUGACAUAGGCAAAGGAGCAAACAACUCCCAACUGCCCUAUGACCCCACCAAGCCUUGCAAGCAGCAUUGCAAUAGGGAACAGAGAUCAGCUGGUGAGAGAAGAGGGGGAGCUCCUGGUGACCUGGGCACUUUCUCCUUCAUGUCCCUGACCUGCCAGGAGCCGCUUUAGGACAUGGAUCCCAAAGGAGCAAGAGGUACCAGGAAGCGCCGCUGAUCUGCACAGACCCCUUUGCCUGCUGCUGCCCCACAGGGAACAGGUCAGUGGAAUGUUUUCCUUCCUCCCUACCCCACCUUCCUCUCCUCCAGCAGCUGCUCUGUUCCUGCCACCCACUCCCGGUGACUGCAGUGCCUCACCCAGGUCCCCCUCCUCUGUCCUGUUCUUCCCCUCUGCAUCUCAUGCUCAACAUCCCAAUCCUUCCAUUUCCUUCUCCCACCCCAAAAUUUCCACCUCCCUCCUCCUCUACACUUCUCCCCACUGAAUCCUUCCCACUGCAGGGAGCUGCUGAGGAGCCACAUGGUCCACCCCUGGAUUCUCCAAGCACUGAAUCCCCAUCCACUCUGACCACAGCCUGGGGCUACAUCCCACUGCCUGCCCAGCGUCCAUCCAUGGAGGUGACCACUUUGUUCCCCCCUGCCACCUCACCCACUGAGGGAGACGAUCUCUGUGAGACAGAUGUCACCGAUGUGUCCAUACACAGUGUGACACUGCUCAUCUGCCUCUGUGGGCUGGCUGGGAACGGGGCUGUCAUCAGCCUCCUCAACCUGAAAAGUGGCAACUAUGGCAUCUUUGACCUGGCUCUUGCCGACUUCCUCUUCCUUCUCCUCACAGUCCCCUCUGCCCUCCUCUUCCUGGUGGAGGACAUGUCCUGCUCUCCUGUCAUGCCCCUGCUGUACCUGAGUUUCCUUUUCCAGCUCUCAGUGGUCUCCCACUACUGGGGGCUGUUCCGGCUGACAGCCCACAGCUUAGGAAAGGAUGUGGCCUCACUCUGCAAGCUCUGCUGCUGCUGCCAACUUCCCAAGCGCCUGAUGUGGGUGGUGUGGAGAGCCAAAUACUGGGUCUUUUUUGCUCUCUUCACUGUCAUUCCUGCAGCGACAUUCUUGUGCCCGUCACACGAGCAGAAGCACUGCCGGGCAGCUCUCAUCUCCAUGUACACCAUCAUCCUGCUCCUCUUUGUUGCACCCGUGGUCAUUUCCCGCACAAUCCUCCUCAUUAAUGCCAAGUGGGGCUCCCAGCAGCAGCAACCCAAGAGGCGUGACAUCGUUAUCAUCCUCAUUGUGCUCCUUACUCUCCUUCUCAUCCUCUGCAAUUUCCUGCAGCAGCUUGGUUACAUCACUGUGUCCUCCCAGGUUGUUUUCCUGCUCACCUGCAUCCACAGCACCAUCAAACCCUUCAUCUACUUCUUGGCAGGGCAGUGCUGGAGGCCCUGCUCCAUGCGGUCCCUCCGGCUCACCCUCAACAGUGUCUUUGAGGAGCAGAAAGAAAAAACUGCCUGCAGAAAUUAUGUCCCCAGCCUGCUGACCCCUUCCUGCUCUGCUGAAGGACCCCAGGAGAGUGGCUGAAGGUUUCCUUGACUCACCUGAUGAAUAAAUAUCCAUGGGAUCACCCUCUCUGUGGUGGUAAAUUCCUGCAGGACAAGUGAGCACAGGCAUUGCCUUGGGUGAUUUUUGUGGGAUGCACUGCAGGGAGCACUCCCAUGGAGCAUGGCUUUCCUCCCCCUUCUGGAUCCACAUGGCUCCAAGCAGCGCAGCUGGGCUCAGUGCUGUUCCCCAGCUCUAUUCCCCAUGGAAUGACCCUCAUGGCCUCAGCCCCAGGGAAUGAACUCCAUCUCCUUGGGCUCAGCAGAUGAGUUUCAUGGUCUUUUCAAGGAGCUCUUGCCUGCAAAGAAUGGGCCACUUUAAUCCCUGGGGACACACCCAGCACGGGGUGGCAGUGAUUUCCCAAAUCCCUGUGGGGCUGGUGCCUCUGGAUGGCAGGAGAGGGGUUGGGAUCACAGGGAGCAUCCUUCCCCUUCUGUCUUUUCUUUAAAUUUUUUUUUAAGCUUUGGAGUUUUUCUAAUACAAGUACUCUGUUCAUGCUGAAAGUUGUAACGCUGAUCUCUGACCAUUGUGGGCAGUCACAACCCGAAGCGUUGCACAAGCUCCGGGAAGGCAGGACGGAGGCGGAGCUGUGUUGGAAAAGCGGAAUGUGUCUGAAUGUGGGGGAUGGAUUACCGGGGUGUGGCUGACCAAGAGGGUACAAAUCCUGAUACUAUUUUGCGCGGUGUGCCUCUGGCCGCGAGUGGGCACCGAGCACUGUUCCUUUUACCUUGUUCCUUGUUGUAGUUUAAUAAAUUUCUAAAAAUUUUAAGAAGU